Messenger RNA from Schistocerca nitens (vagrant locust), 625 nucleotides. RefSeq lists its product as uncharacterized. The transcript has 5 exons. The coding region runs from base 233 to 595 and encodes 120 amino acids. NCBI's taxonomy places the organism in Eukaryota, Metazoa, Arthropoda, Insecta, Orthoptera, Acrididae. The record is from RefSeq and is a predicted model, not a curated record.
CGGGCGGCGAGUUUCUGCCCACGGGCUUGCUUGCCGGGUUGACCUGUACUGCACGCAGGCGUUGCUGGGAGGACCUUGCUCCUGUGUCACCAUUGAUACGUCACAACAAACAGACCAAGAGUUGAAAAUCAACAAGCAGCAGUGAUGGUCAAAAGUGCAGCCCGUAGAUCAUCGGGCAGCACAGAAUCUGCAGCGGCUAGAACACAGUCGAUGAAGUAGAAGGAGACUGCCGAUGGGGAAGUCUCUCGGUGGAGGACCAAAGCUGUGCAAAAAGUGGUGUCGGCACUGGCAGCCGCCGGCGACCCAGUGGUUGAGCUCCACAAACCGGGGUUCCCCUGGCUGCCGACGCCGCCCCCGCCAGGGCCGCCGUGCAGCGACCUGGCCUGCCCCAAGAUCUGGAAACCCGUCUGCGGCUGCACCUGCGACGGCCUCUACUGCCGCACCUUCGGCAAUAUGUGCGAACUGCGCAGCUACAACUGCCGCAACACUCCUGAUUACAACUUUAUCUGGAAUGGAACAUGUGACCAAUGCCCACAAACACCAGUACCGCUACCAGUUAAGGGACCAGAAUCACAUGAAAAACCAUAGGAAAUAGCACACAGGAGGGUGCACCACAACUGCUGUC